CAACCCAGCUCCCCCAAACAUGGUACUUUCUUCUUCUUGACUUUGGAGAAAGUCCGGAACUCUGAAGAAUUUUGAAGCUGAGUUCCUCUGCACUUCCCAAAAGAAGUCUCAGAACUACAGCUCCAAUAAAGACAUCCGAAUAUACAUCCAAGAGUCACAGACUGAGAAACAGCUCUACAAGCUCCCAGCCCCGACACCAUGAAAGAUUUUCUAUGGCUAUUCAUUGUUAUUGCAAUAGUAAUGGUGUUCCCAAUCUGCUUUUUCAUUAGAGAAAAUCCCUUUGAUACUACAAGUUUUCUAUCUUUGGAGGAAAACAAGAUGGUAGCUUGGCAGAGAGCCCAGAUGCAGAUCAACCCCGGUAGAACAAACCACUUGGAAACCUUCAAAAAUAUGCAGAAAAAGUUAGAACUGCUCAAAAACAUAAACGCCCAAAUCUUGAUUGGAGUUCCUCCUUUGAAAAAAAAACUGCUGACCAUAGGGAUUUCCUCAGUUCAACAUUCCAGUGGGAGCUACCUCUUGGACACCCUGCAAUCUCUCUUCAUUGCUUCCUCCUCAUCUGAGCGGAAACACUUCAUUGUCUUGGUACACCUGGCAGAUCCUGACCCCAAGUGGCUUGGUCAAAUGAUCUCCAACAUCUCAACCCUGUUUAAACCAUAUAUCCAGGCCAGACAGCUAGUAGUGAUCAAUACACCUCUUAAAAACUAUCUUCUUUUAAAGGACCUUAAGAAAAACUUUCAUGACACCCCAGCCUAUGUAGCCUUCCACUUCAAGCAGAACAUGGAUUAUGCCUUCCUCAUGAACUUUGCAACCAACCUCUCUGACUAUUUUCUGAUGAUCGAAGAUGAUGUGACAUGUGCUCCAGGAUUUGUCACCCAGAUAGCUACUGCAGUGUCUGCCUGGAGAAACAAACCUUGGCUGACUCUAAACUUCUCUCAGCUGGGCUUCACUGGAAAACUCUUUCGUACUAGAGACCUUCCCUGCUUGGUUCACUUCCUUUUCCUCUUCUACCAAAAAAUGCCCUGUGACUACAUCCUCACUCAUUUUCAUGACCUUCUCAUGGAACCAGCACCAAUCCAAUUCUUCCCUUCUCUUUUCCAGCACAUGGGUAAUUACUCCUUCUUUGACAGCAAAUUCAAUAGCCUCAAAGAUAAAGAGAUUGAGGAAAAUGACCCUGGUUCUCCCAGCAACCCUGCUGCUUCCAUCUACACCAGCUUGAAGGUUGCCAAUGACUCUGCUCUCAUGAAUGCCUAUAGCUUGGAUAAGAAUUUCUUUUAUACCAAAUCAGCGGAGGCUGGCAGUCAUCUGACUGUGGUUUUGGAUGUACCUGCCAAAGUGUUCCAAGUUCAAGUGCUGACUGGCUCUCACCUAAAAGGCAAGAAUCAGCUGGAAGAGGGACAAGUAGAACUGGGCUAUGAUGCUACUAAUAGGGUCAAUGAUUGUGAUGACUAUAUUCUACUGGGGCUACUAGAAAAUGGCACCCUGAAUAAGCAGGUAUUAUCUGAUGAGUCUGGGAAGAAGGUAAAAUGUGUGAGAUUGCUUGUGACAGCCACUCCACCCUCUGGAAUAAUAGUCAGGCACAUCAACCUAUGGAUUAAGUGAAGUUUAAUAAUAUUGAAGAAGCCAUUGGGAGUUCUGGGAGGGAUUGAGUCAGAGUUUAGAAUGUAUAGAGAUUUAAAAAAAUUAAAGUCUUGAAAUUGGU
Lutra lutra (Eurasian river otter) is the source of this 1699-nucleotide messenger RNA. RefSeq names its product alpha-1,3-mannosyl-glycoprotein 4-beta-N-acetylglucosaminyltransferase C-like. Lineage: Eukaryota; Metazoa; Chordata; Mammalia; Carnivora; Mustelidae. Gene Ontology annotation, biological process: protein N-linked glycosylation. Bases 199 to 1599 code for a protein of 466 amino acids. Gene Ontology annotation, molecular function: acetylglucosaminyltransferase activity. The record is from RefSeq and is a predicted model, not a curated record. The transcript is spliced from 4 exons.